Messenger RNA from Pneumocystis jirovecii RU7, 1065 nucleotides. RefSeq lists its product as uncharacterized. Bases 1 to 1065 code for a protein of 354 amino acids. Gene Ontology annotation, cellular component: plasma membrane. Gene Ontology annotation, biological process: intracellular protein localization. NCBI's taxonomy places the organism in Eukaryota, Fungi, Ascomycota, Pneumocystomycetes, Pneumocystales, Pneumocystaceae. The transcript is spliced from 2 exons. The record is from RefSeq and is a predicted model, not a curated record.
AUGUCAUGUAAAGACUUUAGAGAUAGGUUACCUACAUUGCAUGAAGUUCUUUCUCGAAGAGCAGAACCACCAGUUGAUCUGUUCAAUUUUUACAUCUAUAUGAGAGACCAGGCACAAAGUGUCGAUUUUGUAAUAGACCUUGAUUUAUGGUUAGACAUUAUGCAACAUACAUCAUUAUGUCGCCUAUAUGUGCGGGAACUACGAAGAUCUAUUCUUGUUUCAACACCAAACGAAUUUGAUAAAAAUACAAAAGAAAAACUAAAGAAUUUCAAAGAAGGAGAAGAAGGGGAUUAUUUACGUUCUACUAUGUGUUCAGAUAAAGAUAUCGAUGUUCAUAUUGUAGCAUCAAAUCUUCACAACUAUGGACCAAUAAACGCUGAAUUAAAUAAUAAUCGUAAUAGCACUAAUAAAGGACGCAAUAGAGAAUCUUGCAUUUCAUCAGAAGAGUCCCAUAAUUCAUCAGAAGUGACACAAACUAUCAACCGUAAGGAUAUUCGUGCAUCUGCAGAAAGAGUACUUUAUGCAUACUUAAUUCAAGGUGCAGAAAGAGAAGUAGCGCUUCCUUCUCAUAUUCUUCGAGGAAUUGCAACUGCAAUAGAAGUAGAUGGAAGAGAUGAUCCAGAAGUUUUUGACGAAGCAAGAGAUUAUGUAUUUCAGGCCAUGGAACGUGAUGCAUACCCGGGUUUUUUGCAGGCCAAAGCCCUAGGAAAUAUCAUUCCAUUAAGCAGUCUCCUUCGACUACUUUUAGGUCUUUUAUCUCUAUUUGCAGGACUUUGGGCGGGUUUUACUUUAAUUUUCCUUGGUGCAACAAGAAGCAAACGAACAUGGGUAUUCAUACCAUUUUUAAUAGGAAUAUACUGUCUUUAUGCACAUCAAUAUUUUCUUGAUCCCAUUCUAGUCAUUAUUGGAUUAUCAGAAACAACCUUUUUAUCAUAUAUGCGCAUACGAGAACCAUAUGUCAAAAAACUAUUACUAAAAAGAGCUUUAUGGGUACUACUAUUAAUCGGAGUUACAGCAAUAGCAAUAUCUUUAUUAUUCAUUUUAGUUCCUUCUUAUAAAUUAUAA